CUGUCAUCUCUAUCGGAUCCACAUCAUGUUUGCAUUUGUUGGCUUUUUGGGUUUGUUUUGAUUUUUGUGGAUAAAAAGAAAUAUAAAAUGGCUGAAACUCUGGCUGAGGAAAAGCCUAAGGAGAAGCAGAGGGGAAACCGGCGCAAGGACAAGAAGGACAAGACCAGCCAGAUCAUCAAGAUUGUGAUGCGGCAUUUGCCGCCGACCAUGACGGAGGCGGACUUCCUGGAUCAGGUGGGUCCUCUGCCGGAGAAUGACUCCUACUACUACUGCAAAGCGGACUGGUCGCUGGGCCAGGAGGCAACCUGUCGCGCCUACAUCGACAUGUCCUCCAAGGACAUAACCGAGGUGCUGCAGUUCCGGGACCGCUUCGACGGCUACGUCUUCGUGGACAACAAGGGUGUCGAGUACAUGGCCAUCGUGGAGUAUGCUCCCUUUCAGUGCUUUCUAAAGAACAAGGCCAGAAACGACGACAGCAAGGUGAACACCAUCGAGAGCGAGCUCCACUACCAGGAGUUCAUCAAGCGGCUGGCCGAAGAGCGCGAGGAGGCGAGCCGCAUGGGCGACGUCAAGAUCGACUUCAACUUCGACCGGCGAACAGACGAGAAGGUCAAGUCUACACCCCUCCUGCAGUACCUGGCCAACAAGAAGGAGAAGCGCCGGGAGGAGGCCCGCAAACGGAACGAGGAGAAGCGGAAGCAGCGCGAGGAGCAGAAGCAGUUGCGACUCGCAGAGCAGUCGGACGCCAACAUAAAGGAGGCCGAAGGCGUUGGAGCGGACACCAAGAAGCCAGCCGGCAAUAACGCCAAAAAGGAUGGCAAAGAUCCGCAGUCGUCUGGAUCCCAAGCCAAUGAUGCGAAGACCUCGCGCUCCAAACGACGAACUGAGCGCGAUCAGAGGCGACGGGAGGAGCACGAACAGCGUAAGCUAGCCAAGCGGGAUAAGAAAAAGGAUGAUGGUCAGGGCAAGCAGGACAAGCAGGACAAAGGCAAGCCAUCCAACGUGAAGCAGAACAAGAAUUCGAAGUCCAUGGACAUUGUUAUCUUGAAGAAAGAGAACAAGCCAGAGCCAAGCGACACUUCGGACUUGCCAUCUACUUCUAAGGCGCCGGAGGCCGCCAGAGAAAAGGCUGGGACUGAAAACACCGAGAAUCCAGAAGCUCCCAAGGCCUUUAUACAAGCUGCCAGAGGUCACAAGGAAAAGGGAUCCAGCGUAGAAACACAGCCAGCAGUGUCCUCUCACGAAACUGCAGAGGAAGCCAUCAAGGCUGCACAAUUUCGAGCUUCAGAGGAGCGGCGCAUUCGCAAUAAAGAUCGACCCUCGAUUGCCAUUUACCAGCCUAAAGCCCGCAUUCGUGCAUCAGAUGAGCUGCCUCACAGUGGAGGCGGCAAGGAUGGUUCGGAUGGAGAGGCUUCCGUGGUGGAGGAGAAGACUUCCAAAAAGAACAAACGCUCAAAUCGGCGCAACAAAUCAAAGCCCAAGGAGGUCAAGGAGUGUGAGCUCGAGACUCGACGCUUGUCCAAAUCCUCAGAGAGCGGUAACAGUGUCAAAUAGCGAUAACAGACUUUAUUGUUAAAUAAAUCGUGUACACGUGGAUGGAGCGGACUGGUCAAUAGAACUCGUCCUCCAUCUCCAUCUGUGUGCUCGACUUUUGAUUA
Messenger RNA from Drosophila teissieri, 1658 nucleotides. It is a transcript of the gene Upf3, whose product is annotated as regulator of nonsense transcripts 3B. Gene Ontology annotation, cellular component: cytoplasm; nucleolus. The record is from RefSeq and is a predicted model, not a curated record. Lineage: Eukaryota; Metazoa; Arthropoda; Insecta; Diptera; Drosophilidae. Gene Ontology annotation, biological process: positive regulation of translation; nuclear-transcribed mRNA catabolic process, nonsense-mediated decay. Gene Ontology annotation, molecular function: mRNA binding.